CGGAAAGGCUUCCCGUAUUUGCGGCGAAUCGCGGGCUGCUUUGGGGAGAGAUUUGACUCGGCCUGGGUACACUUGUAUGUAGGACCAGUGUCUGCCACCGCGGAUGGCGAGGGAUCUGAUCGGGCCGGCGCUACCGCCCGGCUUCAAGGCCCGCGGGUCAGCAGAGGACGAGGAGCGGGACCCCAGCCCAGUUGCAGGACCAGCUCUGCCUCCUAAUUAUAAAAGCAGUAGUUCAGAGUCGUCAGACAGCGAUGAGGACAGCAGUUCUUUGUAUGAUGAAGGAAAUCAAGAAUCUGAAGAAGAUGACAGUGGUCCCACUGCAAGAAAACAGAGAAGAAAUCAAGAUGACGAUGAUGAUGAUGAUGAUGAAGGGUUUUUUGGACCAGCCCUGCCGCCUGGAUUUAAAAAGCAGGAUGAUUCUCCUCCAAGGCCCAUAAUAGGUCCUGCAUUACCACCUGGUUUUAUUAAAUCUACACAGAAAAGUGACAAAGGCAAAGGUGAUCCAGGACACGUGUCAUCAUAUUUCAACUCUGAGAAGGAAACAGAUAGCAGUGAAGAGGAGGACAUCAUUGGACCGAUGCCUGCCAAAGGACCAGUUAACUAUAGUGUAACCACAGAGUUUGAAAAAAGAGCCCAGAGAAUGAAAGAAAAACUGGCUAAAGGAGAUGACGAUUCAUCUAAACCAAUUACCAGAGAGUCUUGGAUGACAGAACUUCCUCCAGAAAUGAAAGACUUUGGUCUUGGGCCCAGAACUUUCAAGAGAAGAGCAGAUGACAAGUCUGCAGAUCGCUCAGUCUGGACAGAUACGCCAGCCGACAGGGAAAGAAAAGCUAAGGAGACACAAGAAGCAAAAAAAUCAUUCAAUAAGAAGGAUGAAGAACAUGUAUUGUCAGAAAGGGAAAAGAGAUUGGCCGAGCAGGUGUCCUCCUACAAUGAAUCAAAAAGGUCAGAAUCUAUGGACAUUCAUCAUAAAAAAUUAAAGAAUAAGGCUGCUGAAGAUAAAAACAGGCCCCAAGAAAGAAUACCAUUUGACCGUGAUAAGGAUCUCAAAGUUCAUCGAUUUGAUGAAGCUCAGAAAAAAGCCCUGAUAAAGAAAUCUAGAGAACUAAACACCAGGUUUUCACAUGGCAAAGGCAAUAUGUUUUUAUAAGGGGAUUUCCCUGUGCAGUGAAGAAGAGUUGAAGAAUACUCUUUUUUUCUGUCUGUCCACCUUUAUUCCUUGGUUUUGAAGUUCUUAAGAUUAGAGGAUUACUUUAGUCUUAAAAGCCACACAGACUUACUUUGUUCUGUGCGUCCUUUAAAGUCACAUGGAAAUGUAAAAUCAGCGUGUCUUGUGUGGAAUAGAAUCUGUGUCUUCGGCUUCUGAGGAAGUGUGGGCUUUUCUUCAAAUAACUAUUUUGAGCAUCCUCCCACCCCCCAACUCCCUAAUUUUUGUGGUGUCUCCAAGAUCUGAUCUGGACCAUCCACUGAGUAUCCCACAGCUCGGAUCCCCUUGUCAGAUUUUACAAACCUGCCCAGAGUGAGUGUGUUGGGGUCCUUGCAGAAAAUCCAUGAAUUAGAAAUCAUUUGCGCUUUCCCUCUAACCCACAGCCAAUGAAUGUAUAAAUUUACUUGAAAAUAGAGAGUAUGGAGGCUUUGUCCGUUUUGUUAUCAGUUUGCUUAUUUGGGCAAUCAGGACUUUUUAUUUGUGGUCUGGGAUUUUUGGUUUGUUUGUUUUUAAGUCAGAAAGAGGGACCUCUGCAUGAUUCCAUGUGCUAAGGAAAAACUAUUUGCAUUUUUCCAGCUUUAUGAAGUAUCUCUAUGGAGGCAACCUGAGGAACAAGAUAUGCCGUUAGCCAUUAGCAGUGUGAAGUCUAAGACUCAGUCUCUCAAUCUCAGCCAAAGCUUUCUAAGUCUUUAAACUGCUCUGGGAUGAUCUGGCUUUGCCCAUUUAUCUUUAACAAAUUUUAGCUAAUUGAUUGGGAACAGAUCUUUUAUAUCUAUCAUGAAUAGCUUUUUAGAAAAAUCAAACUCAUAAUCCUUGAAUACAAAAAUGGAAAUGGAAACUAUAAUCAAAACCACCCUGAUGGAUUAUUAUAAGUUUUUGAUGCUUUAAGCACUGCCUCUUAAGAUGUUAAACAGAAAAUUCUGAAUUCUGACUAGUUAAAGCCUAAAUCCAAAUUCUGUAAGUUAUAUUUUCUUACUAAUUAAUUCUGAUUGAUCUGCUAGUUCUGUGUUCUAAUUUUGACGAAACACACAAUUUUAAUGGGAAAAGAUUCUGAGUUCUAGUUCAUUUAGACUUUAUGAAAAUUGAGUAAACUUUUCAGUCAAGUUAUGGGACAGCUUUUUCUCCUGAUCAUAGAAGGACAAUGAUAAUUUCCAUAACAGUAAUCUGCUCAAGGAGUGUUGCUAUUAAAAAAAUGAAUUCUUCUCCUGAGCAAAUUGAAAGAGCUUCUAGUGCAAGCAGAAUUGAACAGAGCUACCUUCUGACUAAAGAUGUCAUUUUUAGUGAGUGAUAUUGUCCAAACACAAAACUUUGUACCAGAGCAUCUAUUACUUUCAUUAAUUUUGUUAUAAUUUUUUUCCCUGAUGAAAGGAAGAAAUGUUUUCUAGUCCCUCAUCCUUAUAUACAUUCCUAACAUGUUUUUAGGGGGGAGUUUUGCUAGUUUCUAAAGUAAAAAUGUCAUCUUUGGAUGCUUAUUUUUGCUUUGCUUUUCUCAUCUUGAGGGGAAAAUAAGGAUGUGUCUAUAAAGGAUAUUUACCAUUUCUUCCCUCACCCUUGGAAUAUCUGUGACCUCAGCAAAAGCAAGAAAAGUCUCUUCUGCCUAACACUUUCCAUGAGUGCUACCUUACUGGUACCUCAGGUCUAGUGCUCUUUCAUACACCCCGAGGGCAGUUUUAACAAAAUAUGAGACCAGGCCAGAGGUUUUUUGCCCCGUGGAGAGACUAAACCCAAUAUAACAACAUUGACAAUGAAGAACAGAGUAGCUCUUUGCUCAGAAUGGGAAGCUGGUCUUCAUUUCGUCCCCUCCCCUCGUCCAAAGCUGUGAAAGGCCAGGCUAAAUCAAGUCUCCAUCUGGCAGAAAAUUGGGAUUGUUGACAUUAUCUACUAGGAACUUUUUAAUUUCCUAUACUUCUUGGCCAAAUUUUAUAGAACUGUGACCUCUUGAAACUUAAAAAUGAAGAAGAAAAAAGAACAACAUUUGCCUCAAAAAAUUGAGCUGAUACUUUCACAUUCUUUGCUGUUUGGUGAAGGUGACAUUUAAGUUCAUUGUACCUGAAAUUAUAUGAUUUUCAACUCUCUAAAUUGUCUCAGAUAGACUUUGAUGCUUUGAAUAAUAACCACAAUACUGGUACAUAAAUGGCUUUAGCAAGUGGGGGAAUUGGGAGGGGAGACAAAAGGUGAGAGAAGGUAGCUACACCCGUAAUAAGACUGUAUCAUCAGAUAAAUUUUUUUGUAUUGGGAAGAAUAUCAUAAAUUAAGCCCUGUGCUAAAAAAGAAAAGAAAAGCUACGGUUUUACUAAGAGUUUUUUUUAAUCUUGUUCAGAUGUAGCAGCUACUUGACAAUUUAUCAGUUGAAUAUUUAAUGGUUCUUGGAAUUAGUGAUUUUUUUUUGGAAGUAAUGUUGAGAUUUACAUCACACUGAGGCCUACGUGCUUCAGAAUAGAUGAACAGUUAUU
Messenger RNA from Vicugna pacos (alpaca), 3660 nucleotides. RefSeq names its product GPALPP motifs containing 1 (gene GPALPP1). NCBI's taxonomy places the organism in Eukaryota, Metazoa, Chordata, Mammalia, Artiodactyla, Camelidae. The record is from RefSeq and is a predicted model, not a curated record.